Molecule: messenger RNA, 7987 nt
Organism: Chelonia mydas (Green sea turtle)
Lineage: Eukaryota; Metazoa; Chordata; Testudines; Cheloniidae
Gene: IL13RA1
Product: interleukin 13 receptor subunit alpha 1
Exons: 10
Coding region: 4521-5645 (374 amino acids)
Biological process (GO): cytokine-mediated signaling pathway
Cellular component (GO): external side of plasma membrane
Molecular function (GO): protein binding; cytokine receptor activity
Source: RefSeq, a predicted model, not a curated record
UCCGGGCCGGGAGCUCUCUUCGGCGGGAUCGUUCCCAGGGCUGCAGCCCAAGUCAGCGCCCGCACCUGGGCGGGAUCGGGGCCAUCCGUCUCCCUCUUUUGAAAUAAAUUUAAAAAAAAAAACAACAACCUUGCAACCUGGUCAGCCGUUCCUAAUCCGUUUAAUCCCGCCAGCUACACGCGUGUGGUCCUGCAAAUCUUUACUACUGCAAGUAUUUUUGUUCCUGUACAACUCUUUGUAAAGACAGGAGGUAGUUGCUGUUUGCAGGAUUAGUCGCGAUAUUUCUUUCAGGGUGUGAUCAUUAGAUUGCACCUUCCCUUCAAAUAACUUGGACUUUUCAGCCGAAACCGCCUGUAGAUCGUGCAGAUUUUGAGUGAUGUGCAAUCUGAAUUAGGAUUUCAGACCCUCUGCUUCCUAUAUCAUAAAAUAGUGAGGAGAAAUUUAAGAUUCUGAUCUUCCUUCCUUUAUGAUGGUAUUUCAAAAGAACCCUAACAUAUCUGACAGAUUUCAGAGUAGCAGCCGUGUUAGUCUGUAUUCGCCAAAAGAAAAGGAGGGCUUGUGUGGCACCUUAGAGGCUAACAAAUUUAUUUGAGCAUGAGCCUUUGUGAGCUACUUCAUUGGUCCGAUGAAGUGAGCUGUAGAUCACGAAAGUUUAUGCUCAAAUAAAUUUGUUAGUCUCUAAGGUGCCACAAGUCCUCCUUUACUUCUAACAUAUCUGGUGGCUUUAAACUGUAUCUCAAAUUUCUGUGGCUGCAGCCACAACCACCGUAAAAUAAAAACACUUUUCUAAAAAUUUCAAACCUGCUUCUCUUGGAAGUAGCACCAAAGUUUACUUAAAUUGAAAGAAUUAAAGAAAAAAACUGUUCGUUUAUUCAGCACCCUGGUUCUUUACUUUGUGCAUUUGAUACUAUUUUCUGUAUAGUUCGUUUCCCAUUGCUUUUUCUGAAGCAGGGUGCUCACACAGUAACAGGGAAAACAAGGUUUUUUAAAAUUAUUUUAGCUUUCUCAGAUUAAUAGGAAAAUACAGCUGUAAACCCACAAAAUCAGCAAAGAAAGAUUUGAGAACAAGUGUCUGAAUCUACCUCUAAUUGGGGGAUUUUUUUAAAGUGUCUAGAAUUUCAUGUUGACUGUCCCUUUAACUAAAGAAAUUCAGUGGAAAAACGUUGUGAAUGUAAUGUGACUGAAAAUGUAAAUGAAAAUUAAACAAUCUAAAUUGUAAAGGAUUUCCUAUUUACAUAGGAUGAGUGUAAAUACUUAGUCAAAAGACCACAUGCUUAAAUGUAUGUAGAGACUACAUUCGAUCCCAGUGAUGAUCCCUGUGUUUGCUUUUCCAUCAGAAUUUUUUUCUUAUUAACAAUCUGAAAAGUAAGUGUGUGUAUGUGUGUGUGGUAAAUACAAAGGAAUAAAAUUCAGGAGUAAAUUCCAUUAUAUAAUUUUAAUUCUAAAUAACUUAAUUAGUUCUUAUCUUCCGUGUGGGAUGUUAGCCUUAUAUGUAGAUUAUUUACUAUACUAACUCAUUGGAGUACUGCAAGUUGCUUGUAAGUAGGGACCUGUAUGCCAAGGUGGAGCCCAGCUGAAGUCAUUAAAGCCUCAGAUGUUAGAUAAGGAUAAUUUUGGUGGAGUGCAGAGGGAGGGAGGCAGAGGUUCAAUAUUUAAUCAAGCUGUAUUUAGUAUAAAUGGUGGUAUUUCUGAUAUUGGGGAGUUAAAUAUUGGAAACAAAAGUACAUCAGUGAAUCAGUCCCUGCUACAGUUAAUCUUCCUGGAGGUCUUACUGAUGAGAUCGAUAGAUAGAUCUUGAGCAAAAAUAAAAUACUUCUCUUUAGGUUUUUGAAAUGAAAAAAAUCUUGGUCUUUGAAUUGAGCCAUUGAUUUUCUUUUCCUAUUAUUGUAAACUUUUUUCAGCUCAAAGGGGUGCCGUUUUAAUUGUCACUAAAUCACUGUGCACACCUCUGGAAGAGUGGAAAUAAUGAAUAAUUAUAUAUUUUUUUAAAUAUAAUGUAUUGUUCUCCUUGAGAGUGUUGGAAUCCCCUCACGAUUAUUGAUAAGUACUUAUCUUUGAUCUACUUCUUCUUUCACUUUCAUAAUUACUGUUAGGCUGCCAUUACCAGCUAAUCUAAUAUUAAUCUAUCAGACUUUCUAUAGUAAUUUAUUUAAAUUAGAUAUCUUAAUUGUAUCCUCAAAAACAACAAGGAGUUCGGUAGUCUUUUUGUGAUAAGACUAACAUGGCUACCCCUUGAUGAUUGAUUUUUAUCACGUAUAUUUAAAUCAUGAUUUACCAAACUAAUAUUAACAUUGGGUGCCACCUGUAUGUAAUAGUAUGUAUUAAUAUUGAAUCAGGUUGGUUAUUUUCUACUUGAUUUUUAACACUUUAGUGUGGAGUGAAGUAAAAUCCCAUUAAAUCAUUAAGUUGCUAAAUGAAGAAAAAUUUAUGAGUAGAAACACAGUUUUGCAGAGAUAUUGGUUACUUUUACUUUUGUAUUAUGGUAUUUAGCCAGAGAGAGCAAUAAGGAAAGAGAGGCCAUGAAAAAGGCAUGGAGAUCCCAGGCAUGUAUUUAUAUGUAUUUUAUAAGUUAGAUCCUUUCAGCUAAAGCUGAUCUGCUUAUCAAACUGAGGAUGGUAAUUGGGAUGAUGCAGAAAUAAAACAUCACAAUGGGGACUGAAUUUAAAAGCAGAGGUUUCUAUUAAGUAAACCAUCCUGCUGUGUUAUCCACCAGCUCUGGGGUUCUAAAUAAUCUUGCACCCAUCACAUGUCCUGAGAUGUGGCUCCAAAAUGGAAGCUUCCAAACCAUACCAAUAUUCGAGAGGAACAUGUUUGCUUGCCCAAUCUAGUGUUUGAUCAUAAAGCUGUCAUGCAUCCCUGUUUCCUUCCCCCCCUCCCCCCAACCAUACCUGAUCCUGUCAAAGUCAGAUUCAGGACUCCCAUAAUUUGUCAGACCACUCUGUUUAUUAGCAAAGCGCUUUGCCAAUGCACCCAGAUAUGUGAGCCCCUCUCUAAGGCUCAAGCUAACUUAUUUAUACAGAUAAGCCAAAGCCAAUUUAACAUAAGAGACAAAAGGAAGCAGAAACUGACAAAUAUACAUACAUAACUUAUUUGCAUGCUAACGUUUACCAAUCUCCUAGCUCAGUAGGAGCUCUAAGUUAAUUAGUUUGAGGACCCAUUGUCUCACACUCCUUAAUGUUUCUCUUUCUGACAACUAUAUUUCAACAAACCUUUCAAGUAGCAUUUCUUUAAUGAAUUAUAAUUUCAAUAUAAUUCAUUCUACUUUCACAGUCCCAAACUAGCAUCCAGACUUUGGGAAAGGAACGUACGCUACUCAGCUUUUACCAGAAAUUAAAUGCACAUAGAAAUGUAACUUAGAAUUUUUUGACGACUAAUGCAAGUAUUUUGCAUCAGAAUUUAACUAUGCUUUACAUGGAAUAGGUCCAAAUUCAUAAAAGUUGAAAAGAUUGUGGUAAUUGCUGUUCAAACCACUGUCUGGCUGAUAUUUUAAUAAUAAAAGUAAUGAGCAGAACUUGAGUAAUCACCGAAGGGGUGUAUUCUGUACAUGCUUUUUACAUCUAAGCCAUUUUUUCUUCAGAGGUUGACGUAAAAGCAUGAGACCUGAAAAUUACUUUGGAAGUUUUAGGUUAAAUUAGUUAUGCUAAUAAGACUUAGUCAAGGUUUAUAUCUUGCAAACACAAUUUCAGCUUCAGGCAGUGUGAAAUAGUUGUAUGUGAAUUUAAAAUACCUAAAAUUAAGCUUUACUAAAAGGAAAGCUGUAGAAUUUUAAAAGGAGUGUCUAUUAAAGUUCUUAGCUUGGAAUUAUUUAAAGACACCUUGGGGUGCGCCCCAAAAAACAUGCCUCCUGUGCUGGUUGCAGUUUAUUUUAGGGGCUUAAUUCUGCAAAUACUUCAAGAUGUGAUACUACUGUAGAAAGUCAUAUUGAAAGACUUAACUAGAACUACUAAUUGAUUUAGUGAGAUCACACUCAGUAGUGAAUGUUUUCAGAACAGAGCCCCAAUAGGGCAUGUCUGCUACCUUCUUGUGGCAUCCCCCAUAAGCAGUGCAAAGGGAAAAGAAAGCAAACAAAAUGUGGAACAGGCUAACGUUGUAAGCCACAUUCAGCCUGAAAGGGCCAUUUUCCAAUGGGGUCCCUUUCAGGGCCAGCACCGCAAACCCUAGCACUAGGGUCGGUUCUCAAGAUGCUGUGUUCCAAUAUUGAGGGGAUGUCAACAGCAAAGUUACAAACUCCACCUACAUACAAACCUUGAAGCACAUGUAAUUUUGCUUCAGGAGAUGCACUCUACCACUGAUGUGCAAGUUUCAGUUCCAGGCUACACUGUCAUGGCUCAUCACCAUUGCAGUCAGUAUGGGAUGACAUCUUAUGUUAGAGAAGAGCUGUCCACUGUCACAGUAUCAACAUCUGGUCCAAAUGCCAUCGCAGGAAUCGAGGAAGAAAAGUUCUCCCACCUCCAUCCAACCUGCAUUAUUCAUUUGGCCAGCUCUGUAAACUGAAAUGGACAUGGAAUCCCCCAGAGGGCAUGAACAGUGGCUGUGAUCUAGAAUAUUGCAGUGAAAUUUUGAUUAAUGGCAUCCCACAAGAAAACAGAGAAUGGAGUAGGAAUCUUUUUCGUGAGGAAGAUGUAUCCUUGAAUGAGGAGGCUCAUUUCAGAGUGAGAAGUGAAUGCAAAUCUGAUAAUACAAGUGAACCAAGCAACUGGGUGGAGAUUUCUACUCCACCAAAAGGUGCUGCAGGCACUGCUGCUGUUGGCAUAAAUUGCACUUGGUACAACUUAGAGUACAUGGUCUGUACAUGGCUUCCUGGACAGAAUGCAAGUGCUAGUACCAACUACACUCUGUACUACUGGUAUGAUGGCCUGGGAAAUAACCAGCAGUGCCAGAAUUAUAUCUAUGGAGAUAACUUUGGAUGUAAUUUCAGUCUUUCCAUCCAAAAUUCCACACAUGUGUAUCCAACUAUCAGUAUUUUGAUCAGAGACAACUCGGAGGAAAUUAGGCCUGUCUGUGCAAACAGAAAUCCAACAACAAUUGUAAAACCUGGACCUCCAAGGAUUGUAACGGCAUCAAUGAUCAAACAUGAAAUGCACAUAGAAUGGCAAAACCCAGGCACCUUUCCACCACAUUGCUUAGUUUACCAAGUAGAGCUUAAAGACAGCAAAUCGGGCUCCGUUCAGCAACAUGAUAUUAAAGGCUACACUGAAGCUUGGUUUCCCAGUGUUCAUCCUAACACUGUGUACGUCGUCAAAGUGAGAGCAAGGGUUGAAGGAACAUGUUACAGCAGCAAUCGCUGGAGUGACUGGAGUGAGGAGAAGAGUAUUGGUGAACACACAGACUUCACAUUCUAUAUUGUUUUAAUACUCACUGUUCCAUUAACAGUAGCAGUCGCUACUAUAAUUCUACUAGUGUACCUGAAAAGGCUCAAGAUACUAAUUUAUCCACAAAUUCCUGACCCUAGAAAAAUUAUUAAACGCAUGUUUGGAGAGCAAAUUGAGGACUUCCAGAGCUGUCCAGGGGAUGACUUUUUGAAUGUCCGUAAGCCAGCUAUGGAAGAGGAAAUCCACUAUUUAGUUUGGAUAGAGAAUCCAGAGAGCUCCACAUCUGAUAAUGAGGACCGAGAAAGACCUGCUUUACAAGUGAAAGCCUUGUGAGGAAGACUUCUUUGUUGCUCUUUGUUUACCUCAGAGGAUUUCUGAAUAUUGACAGUGACUUGUCUGCAAGGCAGACACCCACAUUCCAAACAGCAAACACCUGCUGAAAACUCACCUCUCUGGUGACACUCGCAAGAUAAAAUGCUGACCGUUGCCACCUUCCAUCUCUGCUAAAAAUGCUACCCAGAGCCACCACAAUAUGCAUGUACAUAAACCAUGCAACUGGACCCACAGCAGUGCCCCUCCUCCUGCCUAAGCCCAGCUCUUCUGACUACGUGCCUUUCUUACUUCUGCUCAUGCCUCACAUUUGGACUGUAAGCGGUUUGGAGCAGAAACUGGUUCUUCUGUGAAGCACCUUGCUCAGUUCGGUGAGAAGUAAAACAAUAAACAACUUGUUUACAGCUUAUCACUGCUAGAACAUAGGAACUGCCAAGAGAUCGGGUGGACCAUUUAAUCUGGCAUCCUGUCUCUGACAGUGGCCGAUUCCAGAGGAAGGUGCCAUAAAUCUUUGAGAGUAUUUAUGGAAUAACUACCUGUCUGUAAAGGAAAUUUUUUCCUAAUGCCACCUGUUAGUGGCUGCUGAAACCAAAGAGGACCAUUUAUAUCCUUUCUUUAAAAUAUAGGUAUAUACACAAGUCUCCUAGCAUAACAGUGGAUGUUGUCACUAACCACACAAGUGUUUUUAAUCCUUUUUGAAUUCUACAAAGCUCUUGGCCGCUAAUAUCUUUUUGACGGUGAGUUUCAUCAGUUAAUUAUGCUUUGUUUAAAAACCACUGCAGUCUCUCACUUGAAAUGUGUAGCCUUUCAGCUGCUGCGACUGGUUCUCUCCAUGUGUACCUCUGUAUAACCUCCCAUGCUGGGGAGAAGGUGAAAGCCCACUUCUUGGGAAUAAACCUCACUCUUCCCCCUGGUUAACAUAGUGAUCCUAUUUUGUUCUUGGUUUUCUCCUCUGAGAACUUGAAAGCUAUUUAACUUUCUGACUUUACUUCAGCCUGUCUCUGCUGAUGGUAUUUAUCUUUAGUGAUUGUACAUCAUAGACUUUAAGGUCAGAAGGGACCCUCAUGAUCACUAGUUGAUUGUUCAUAAUAUUCUCCUAAACUAUGUUUGAGGUUGUUUUCGCCAUGCUUUCCUGCUGUAAAUUCUAAGCAUAACCUAAUGUGUGCUUUUAUGUUUCAAAUAGGGUUACUCCCUGGCCAUUAUUAUGCCUCCUAAAGAUGGGGAGAAAGAACUGCAGGAAAAAAAUCAUAUCAGCUGGCCUUACGUGGUGGAUUAGGGAUUUUCUCUCUCCUCUAAAUCCCCUUGGCAGCCUCCACUACGAAGUGCAGUCCAGUUAGCUGAUAAGAGACCUAACUCUAAACAAAUUGGAACAGGCCACCUCAAAAGUUUCAUUGGAAGCCAUUGGGACUGGAAGGGACCUCAUGAGUCAGUAAAUCCAGACCCCUGCGAGCCCAGGCAACCCUGUCAGAUCAUCCUCUUCGUAUAUGUGUCAAGCCCCAAAACAAGGAUGCAAUCUCAGGGAUUUUAAUAAAAGGUACAGCAAAACGCUCAGCCUCUGGAAAACUCUAACAUCAGCUAAUAAUAGGUUGUUCCAGAGGGAGAAGAGUUUUAAAGAAUAUCCUGUCUGUUAAAUUCCCUUUCCAAGCUUCAACCCCACCCCCAAACAUUCAUUGUAUAUAUUCUAAAGAUAUUCCCUUUACUUCUCAGAUCUUACCAUAGUUAAAAUGAUCUACCUCAACUAGAAUGGUAUUAGCUCUGGCAUCACGGUGGACUAGGAACAUCAGACGACCGUGUAAGGGAGAGCAAUCGAUAGCUUUUCUGUAAAGGCUGGAUUUUUUUUCUUACCAAUCAAGGAAGAAAAUUAUUGGCACUUUGCCACAAAUUCUUUUGAGUUAGCUUCUGUGGUGUUUCUGGCAAAACUGAAGCUUAUUAAAGAGAAGAAUUCUGUUUGGUUUUGUGUGUUUUUUAAGAAGUAGGGUAGUGCUAGGCCAAAAGGAACCUUUUUUUUUUUUAAAUGAAGAGAUAAAUGUAGGUCCUGAUGAGGAUGUUGUGAAUAAUUUUUUUGUUUCCUGACUGAAUAGUGAAGAUACUUCCCGGUAAAAUAAUGUUUUGUGUCUAUUCCGUACCAUACCACACCACAAUGCAAUGUGAGUACACUUGAAUUGCUAUUUUUUUUUCUUUGUCCAUAUGCCAUUUUUUAGUAGACUUCUUGAUAAGUUUGGGAUUUUUUUUUUCAGCUUUUGUAAUGAUGUGAAUCUUCUAACGUUUGUUUGUUUGUUUGUUUUCCUUUAUUAUAGUUACUUGAUUGUAAUUUUUGUUAAAAGGAUGAAUAAAAAUAUAUUUGA